Molecule: messenger RNA, 2502 nt
Organism: Nelumbo nucifera (sacred lotus)
Lineage: Eukaryota; Viridiplantae; Streptophyta; Magnoliopsida; Proteales; Nelumbonaceae
Product: heat shock cognate protein 80-like
Biological process (GO): protein folding
Molecular function (GO): ATP-dependent protein folding chaperone; ATP hydrolysis activity; ATP binding
Source: RefSeq, a predicted model, not a curated record
GGCCACUUCUUCGGCCUCUCUAACCCUACCACGCCUCUUCGAAGUUUAGGACUGCUUUUGCUACUCUCCUUCAUUUUCAUUUUUCUCUGCCCCUUUUGCUCGAGAUCGUGAGACGAUUUCCUCCAACACACCAUGGCCGAGGCAGAGACAUUCGCCUUUCAGGCUGAGAUCAAUCAGCUACUGAGUUUGAUCAUCAACACCUUCUAUAGUAACAAGGAGAUCUUUCUUCGAGAGCUCAUCAGUAAUGCUUCCGAUGCUCUGGACAAAAUUCGGUUUGAGAGCUUGACAGACAAGAGCAAGCUGGAUGCACAGCCGGAGCUCUUCAUCCAUAUCGUUCCUGAUAAGACCAACAACACUAUAUCCAUUAUUGACAGUGGCAUUGGCAUGACGAAGUCUGAUCUGGUGAACAAUCUUGGUACCAUUGCAAGGUCUGGAACCAAGGAGUUCAUGGAAGCGUUAGCUGCUGGUGCUGAUGUGAGCAUGAUUGGGCAGUUUGGUGUUGGAUUUUACUCAGCUUACCUUGUUGCUGAGAAGGUUAUUGUUACAACGAAGCACAAUGAUGAUGAACAAUACGUUUGGGAAUCUCAGGCUGGUGGGUCCUUCACUGUCACCAGGGAUGCCUCUGGCGAGAGCCUUGGUAGGGGUACGAAGAUCACUCUCUUCCUUAAGGAAGACCAAUUGGAGUACCUUGAGGAGCGUCGGCUCAAGGAUUUGAUCAAGAAACACUCAGAGUUUAUUAGCUACCCCAUCUCCCUCUGGAUUGAGAAGACCACUGAGAAAGAGGUUUCAGAUGAUGAGGAUGAAGAAGAGAAGAAAGAUGAGGAAGGAAAAGUGGAGGAUGUAGAUGAAGAGAAAGAAAAGGAAGAAAAGAAAAAGAAAAAAGUCAAAGAAGUUUCUCAUGAAUGGUCCUUAGUGAACAAACAAAAGCCUAUCUGGAUGAGGAAACCUGAAGAGAUCACAAAGGAAGAGUAUGCUGCAUUCUACAAGAGCCUUACUAAUGACUGGGAGGAGCACUUGGCUGUUAAGCACUUUUCAGUUGAGGGACAGCUUGAGUUUAAGGCCAUCUUGUUUGUUCCAAAGAGGGCCCCCUUUGAUCUCUUUGACACCAGGAAGAAGCCUAACAACAUCAAGCUCUAUGUUCGACGUGUCUUCAUCAUGGACAACUGUGAAGAGCUGAUGCCAGAGUAUCUGGGCUUUGUGAAAGGCAUUGUUGACUCUGAGGAUCUUCCCCUGAACAUCUCCAGGGAAAUGCUGCAGCAGAACAAAAUCCUCAAGGUCAUCCGCAAAAACCUGGUAAAGAAGUGCAUUGAGCUUUUCUUUGAGAUUGCUGAGAAUAAGGAAGAUUACAACAAGUUCUAUGAGGCCUUCUCAAAGAACCUCAAGCUUGGGAUACAUGAGGACACACAGAACAAGGCAAAACUUGCUGAGUUACUGAGGUACCACUCUACCAAGAGUGGAGAUGAGAUGACUAGCCUGAAGGACUAUGUGACAAGGAUGAAGGAAGGCCAGAAUGAUAUAUACUACAUUACUGGUGAGAGCAAGAAGGCUGUUGAGAACUCUCCAUUCCUUGAAAAGUUGAAGAAGAAGGGGUAUGAGGUCCUCUUCAUGGUUGAUGCCAUUGAUGAGUAUGCUGUUGGUCAGCUGAAGGAGUUUGAAGGGAAGAAGCUUGUCUCUGCAACCAAGGAGGGUCUGAAGCUAGAUGAAAGUGAGGAUGAGAAAAAAAAGAAAGAGGCUUUGAAGGAGAAGUUUGAGGGUCUGUGCAAGGUAAUCAAGGAUGUCUUAGGUGACAGGGUUGAGAAGGUUGUGGUUUCAGAUCGUGUGGUGGAUUCUCCUUGUUGUUUGGUCACCGGGGAGUAUGGAUGGACGGCCAACAUGGAAAGGAUCAUGAAGGCACAAGCACUAAGGGAUUCGAGCAUGGCUGGCUACAUGUCUAGCAAAAAGACUAUGGAAAUUAACCCGGAAAACCCCAUCAUGGAAGAGCUCAGGAAGAGGGCUGAUGCUGAUAAGAAUGACAAGUCUGUGAAAGACUUGGUUCUAUUAUUGUUUGAGACUGCUCUUCUUACUUCAGGUUUCAGUCUUGACGACCCAAAUACGUUUGGCAGCAGAAUCCACAGGAUGUUGAAGCUGGGACUAAGCAUUGACGAGGAAGGAGGUGAAGCUGAUGCAGACACUGAUAUGCCCCCUCUUGAAGAUGCGGAUGCAGAGGGUAGCAAGAUGGAGGAGGUCGACUGAAAUCUGCAACCUCUCUAAUUCAGUUUCAAAUCUAUAAGUAUUUUUCAUAAUGUUUUUUUUUUAUGUUUUUAAUCUGCAACCUUUCUAAUUGAGUUGGGAAGAGCUUCAGUCCAGUGGUUGUUUUUGCUUUGUUAAUAGCUCUUCUAGUUUACGAGAUAGGCAACAAAUCUAGGCGCAUAGGCCUUCACUUUUUAAGUUUAAUGAUGACAUACAUUUUGUUUUGUUUUGUCGUUGCAAACUUGAAAUUGGCUCAUUUCUACUUUUCUUCUA